Molecule: messenger RNA, 996 nt
Organism: Nematocida parisii ERTm1
Lineage: Eukaryota; Fungi; Microsporidia
Product: CK1/CK1 protein kinase
Exons: 1
Coding region: 1-981 (326 amino acids)
Biological process (GO): signal transduction; peptidyl-serine phosphorylation; endocytosis
Cellular component (GO): cytoplasm; nucleus
Molecular function (GO): ATP binding; protein serine/threonine kinase activity
Source: RefSeq, a predicted model, not a curated record
AUGAACUUAAAGAGUGUCCACAUUGGAAAGUAUAAAAUACUUGGGAAAAUAGGUUCGGGCGCAUUCGGGGAUAUUUAUGAAGGAGAGUGCCAGGAGACGUAUAAGAAAGUUGCUAUAAAAAUAGAAAAAAAGCCAGGAUCAUCUCAGCUCACAUAUGAAAAAUGUAUAUAUAAAAUGCUCAAGACAGAGAAUAACUAUAUUCCAACGAUCUACCAAUCUGGUGCACUAAACAUGGGGGAUUUAAAAAGAUCUUUUCUUGUAAUGGAUUUAUUGGGGCCUUCAUUAGAAUCUCUCUUUAACUACUGUGGAAGAAAGUUUAGUUUAAAGACGGUUCUUAUGCUAGCAGAAAUGCUAAUAACCCGAGUUGAGUAUCUUCAUUAUAAGCAUAUAGUGCAUAGAGACAUAAAACCAGACAAUUUCUUAUUUGGGGUAAGCAGCGGAAGUAAAAACAUUGCAGAAGUUCUUGCUAAAAAUGCCUUUUACAUUCUAGAUUUUGGCUUGGCGUAUGUGUACCGUACGUCCAAUUACACACACAAGCCAAUGACUACAAAAAAUAAGUUACUGGGCACUGUAAGAUACGUCUCUUUAAAUACGCAUAAUGGAAUAAACCAAAGCAGGAGAGAUGAUUUAGAAUCCCUUGCGUAUAUGCUGAUAUAUUUUGUAAAAGGAAAACUUCCCUGGCAAAGUAUUAAAGCAGAAACAAAAGAAAUGCGAUACAAGCUGAUUGGUGAGAUAAAAGCAUCUACACCCAUUAGUGAAUUAUGUGCUGGUAUUGAUCAUUCAUUCAGAGAAUUUUUAGAGUACACUAGAAGACUUAAAUAUGAUGAAAUGCCUGACUAUCUGUACAUUAAGCGCAUAUUUGGUUCCGCAAUGGUAUAUAAUAACUUUAUAUAUGAUUUUAAUUUUGAUUGGUAUAUAAAGUAUAUAGAGACAAAUGAACCUAUAAAAAGAUGUAUGAAGAACACUAAGAUUCAGCAGUAGAAUAAAUAAUAGAAG